Molecule: messenger RNA, 356 nt
Organism: Amoebophrya sp. A25
Lineage: Eukaryota; Dinophyceae; Syndiniales; Amoebophryaceae
Source: the annotation of a GenBank genome assembly
AGUUUCUGCAUCGAUCGUGUGUUGUUCUUUGAUUGUUAGUCACCGUAGGAAAUUCUCCUGACACAUCAGUAGUUCUUGUUUGUAUUCGUAGGUCUAGGCUACCACUCUGAUUACCCGAAAAUGUCUGACACGCUACGAGAAUUGGAAACGCGCAUGGAAUCAUUCAAGCGAGCAGCGGAAAGCGUGCUCGAACUGAUUAAGGAGAAGCGGGAUAAGGUGUUAUCGUUAGCAUUUGAUUUUUAGAUUUUUUUUUUUUUGUUUCUGAUGCUUCAGUUAUGGUCUAGUUUUAUGCUGGGUGGUUCUCCUUUCUGUUUAUACUAUAAAUAUGAUAACUUUUCAGAUUACGGUCGAGGGGG